Chironomus riparius is the source of this 1230-nucleotide messenger RNA. The record is from the annotation of a GenBank genome assembly. Lineage: Eukaryota; Metazoa; Arthropoda; Insecta; Diptera; Chironomidae.
AUGAAAAAUUUAGGAAUUAUCAAGACUUUGCUGAUUUUUGGUCACUUUUGGAUGAGGUCUACAUCUGCAGUUGACUUCACAAUAAACCUCUCAACAGAAUGCACAGAACUUCUCAAACUUAACAAGACACCAUUUGAGUGCUGUCAAUAUCCACGACUAGAAGCAAACGAUGAAAUUGUCAAUAAAUGUGAUGCAGACUGCCCAAGAGACAAACUAGACACACAAAAUUGUUGCUAUAGAUCAUGUUUAUUCACGACUAGCGGGAUAUAUGAGAAUGACAAGUUCAAUGAGAAUAAAUGUGUUAAUUCCUUCUUAAUUGAUGAACAGAAUGAGAAUGCGGACAGUUGGAGGAAGGUAGUGAAGGAGUCGAUUAAAAGUUGUCAUAAGGAAGUCCAUGAAUCAACAAAAAUCACAAACGACAGCUGCAUACCAAAUUACAUUCAUGAGAUCAUCACCUGUAGCUUCAAAGAGAACUUUAUAUCUUGUCCAAGCUUUAGUGAUGAUAAAAUGUGCGACUCAAUGAAGUCACUCGUGUCGGAAUGCUCAAAGACUGAUGGAAAGUUUAUUUUUUACAACUUUUUCUUUUCUGAAUGGAGCUUAGCCACAAAGCCAGUACUUAAAAAUUCAAUACAAUUUACACUCCUCAAGCUUCUAGCUCAUGAUGACUAUCCAGAAGACUGUGAUGAACUUUUCGACGAAAACAUCCAUCCAUCAAAGUGCUGCAGCUACCCAUCACGUAAAAUUCUAGACAAACACACCGAAAAGUGCAAGAAAAUCUGCAAAGACUCAAAAUUAACUUCUCCUGGUUGUUGUGAACUUGAUUGCAUUUAUGAUGCAACGGGUGUCCUUAAAAAUGAUGAAUUAGUCCACGAGGCUGUUGUUCAGCUUUAUGAAAACUUUUUGGAGGGCCAUGGAGGUGGAAAAUAUGACAAAUGGAUGGGAAUUAUAGAAAAUUCAGUAGAAAAAUGCGGGAAAAUUGUCAAAAAGUCUUCAGAUGUACUAGUCUGCAAUAUCCCAGAAUACAUCCUCGACUUCCUCGACUGCAUUGACUCGCAGAACUUCAUCAACUGUCCAAACUUCAAGUACUCAAAGCCAUGCAACAAAACAAGAUUAAUUGUUCAGACUGAAAGCAAAUGUGGAACCAAAGUCAACGGACAUUUCAUCAUCAACCACAGAUUCUGGAACACAAAAGCUGACGAUGAUGAUGAAAAAAUAUCAAAAAAGUCAUAA